AUGGUGCUGGCAGAGAGCGUAGAGUCGUACCGGGAUUCGCAGUCGGACAUGCACCGGUGGAUGAUCCCCAUCGUGGGCUUCCUCAUGCUCCUCCUCCUGAGCAUCAUCGCCGGCACUAUGGGCACCCGGGGCACCCGCAGCUUCCGCCUUCUCAAGUACCUCCUGCUCUUCCACGUCAUGAUCCAGAUGUUGUUCGCGGUGCUGUUGCUGGCCACGGCCCAAUGGGAGUGGGCCGUACAACUGGGCCUCACCGCCAUCUUCGGACUCUUCACCGGCAUCACCCUCGGCGUCGACUACCUCGCCGUGUACGCCUUUAUCUGCGUGUUUAACCUGCUCGCCCUAUUGGGCCGCAUGCCGUUCCUCGGCUUCGAGCACAGCCUCUACGAACUGUACGACAGCCACCCGGCCCACUGCCACGAGUGGUUCAACCUGAGCCACCACCACGCCUCGAGCCUGUGCUAUGGCUACGUCUCCUUCAGCCGCGUCCUGGCCUACCUCAUGGUGUGGCUGGUCGCCGCCCAGGCCUUCGUCUCCUACUACCUCUACAAGGAGAGGUCCCUCGAAUAUGGAUCGGUGACGGGCAGCGCGUCGACGAAGACGAGGGAGACCUAUGGCACGCUCGCCAGCGAGGACUACGGCACCAUCGGCUCCCAGUCCUAG
Messenger RNA from Acanthamoeba castellanii str. Neff, 660 nucleotides. RefSeq lists its product as uncharacterized. Bases 1 to 660 code for a protein of 219 amino acids. The transcript has 4 exons. NCBI's taxonomy places the organism in Eukaryota, Discosea, Longamoebia, Acanthamoebidae. The record is from RefSeq and is a predicted model, not a curated record.